This is a messenger RNA of Boleophthalmus pectinirostris (great blue-spotted mudskipper), 531 nucleotides long. Its product is annotated as thyroid transcription factor 1-like. The record is from RefSeq and is a predicted model, not a curated record. Gene Ontology annotation, cellular component: nucleus. Gene Ontology annotation, biological process: cell differentiation; regulation of transcription by RNA polymerase II. The transcript has a single exon. Gene Ontology annotation, molecular function: DNA-binding transcription factor activity, RNA polymerase II-specific; RNA polymerase II cis-regulatory region sequence-specific DNA binding. The annotation marks the transcript as partial. Lineage: Eukaryota; Metazoa; Chordata; Actinopteri; Gobiiformes; Gobiidae.
GAGCACCUGUCGGGCCUGGAGCACCUGUCGGGCCUGGAGCACGUGUCGGCGGUGGAAGGUUCUGGAAAAGCCGCGGUCCUGGCUCUGCACGCGGCCCCUCGGCGGAAGCGGCGCGUGCUCUUCUCUCAGGCGCAGGUGCACGCGCUGGAGCGGCGCUUCAAAGAGCAGCGGUACCUGUCCGCGCCGGAGCGCGAGCACCUGGCGGGACUCAUCCACCUGAGCCCGAACCAGGUCAAGAUCUGGUUCCAGAACCAUCGAUACAAACUCAAGCGCGCGGCCAAAGACAAGAGCGCGCGAGACUCGGACCCGGAGCCCGCGCACGCGCUCAAAAAGACUCCCGCCCCCGCGGCCCCGGGACGCGCGAGCGCCCAACAGCAGCAGCACGUGCACCUGUCCGCGGAGGAGCACGAGGACGUGUCCCCGAGCCCGCCGCUGCACGCGCACAUGACGCACGCGGACGCGGCGCUGAUCGAGACGUACGCAAACAACGUGAUCCACGGAUCCAACCUGCUGUACGGGAGAACCUGGUAG